AUGCCCCCUAUCACGAGUCACUCGGUCGACUAUACCCUCCUCUCCCACCAUAGCUCUGCAUCGGCGCCCUCCCGGACUUGUCGGCAACCUCGGUCGUUCAUACGAAAUAGCAGCACCUCCAGGGGGAGGAGCAGCAUCCCAAGGGGGUUCAGGGAUCUGAAUGCUGGACCGGGGGUUGGGUAG
Molecule: messenger RNA, 183 nt
Organism: Laccaria bicolor S238N-H82
Lineage: Eukaryota; Fungi; Basidiomycota; Agaricomycetes; Agaricales; Hydnangiaceae
Exons: 1
Coding region: 1-183 (60 amino acids)
Source: RefSeq, a predicted model, not a curated record